UUUAUGAAGUGGAUAUUUUUCUUUUCAAAGAUAUUCUAUAAUUUAUUCAUUUACAAACACUGUGUUAAUUUAUAACACAAGAUUAGUAUUUGAAAAUGUCUGCUCCACGAUUGCCACCGCUUCCAUCUAUUCGAGAAAUAUUAAAACUGUACCGAUUAAAUGCCGUGAAACGUUUGUCUCAAAAUUUUCUUCUAAAUCCAAAUAUUCUCGAUAAAAUCAUUGCAAAAUCAGGAAACCUCACCGGGAGCCAAGUAUUAGAAGUCGGUCCUGGUCCAGGUGGAUUAACUCGAUCCAUCUUAAGACGGGUUCCGAAACGAUUAGUAGUUGUAGAAAAAGAUACCAGAUUUAAGCCGACUUUAGAUAUGUUAAAGGACUCAUUUCAAGCGAUUAAUGGAAAAAUGGACAUAAUAUACGACGAUAUCAUGAAAAUAAAUAUGGAAGGUUUAUUCCCAAUGGAAGAAAAGGUAAAUUGGGAUAAUAAAGCUCCGGAUAUCUAUAUCAUAGGCAAUUUACCGUUUAACGUAUCGACACCUCUCAUAAUUAAAUGGCUACACGCGAUAGCCGAACGUCGCGGACCUUGGGCAUAUGGUAGAACGAAAAUGACGUUGACGUUUCAAAAAGAGGUAGCGGAACGUUUGGUGGCUGAAGCCUCAGGCUACCAACGAUGCAGAUUAUCGGUAAUGGCACAAGCUUGGACGUUUCCGGUACUUCGUUUUAUUAUACCUGGUAAAGAGUUUAUUCCAAGACCAGAUGUCGAUGUGGGAGUAGUAUCGUUUACGCCAUUGGUCAAGCCACGCACGCAGCAUGAUUUCAAAUUAUUUGAAAAAAUAACGAGGCACAUAUUCAGUUUUAGACAAAAGUACAGCAUACGAUGCAUCGAGACUCUAUUUCCAUUGUAUUGCCGCAAGGAGUUAGGUCUGAUGAUGUAUAAAUUGUCCGACUUGGAUCCAACGAUUAGGCCGCAACUUACCGUAGAUGACAUCGAUAGACUAACGACCGCCUAUAAAUACCUAGUGGAAAAACAUCCGGAGCUCGCUUUAUAUGAGUAUCGAGCGUCUCGCCAUUUGUUAACAACAAGUAACACGAAAGACAUUGAAGUUGAGGAUUAUAUGGAAAUGUCGGAAGAAAUGACUACCUAACCGAACUGGUUCGCAACACAGACACACGCAAACGUAUUAUAUUUAAAUUUUAUUAAAUCGCAGAUUUGUAAUGCAGCAGACUAAUUUGUUACAAUAAAUUUCGAUUAUAUAAUUGUGUGAAAACUUCUCUGUAAAUAUACAUUUAUAUACAUGUA
Messenger RNA from Nylanderia fulva, 1294 nucleotides. It is a transcript of the gene mtTFB1, whose product is annotated as mitochondrial transcription factor B1. Lineage: Eukaryota; Metazoa; Arthropoda; Insecta; Hymenoptera; Formicidae. Gene Ontology annotation, biological process: rRNA methylation; transcription initiation at mitochondrial promoter. Gene Ontology annotation, cellular component: mitochondrial matrix. Gene Ontology annotation, molecular function: mitochondrial transcription factor activity; rRNA (adenine-N6,N6-)-dimethyltransferase activity. The record is from RefSeq and is a predicted model, not a curated record.